Molecule: messenger RNA, 2032 nt
Organism: Physella acuta
Lineage: Eukaryota; Metazoa; Mollusca; Gastropoda; Physidae
Product: putative cysteine--tRNA ligase, mitochondrial
Biological process (GO): cysteinyl-tRNA aminoacylation
Cellular component (GO): cytoplasm
Molecular function (GO): cysteine-tRNA ligase activity; ATP binding
Source: RefSeq, a predicted model, not a curated record
CGCCGAUUUGGGACUAGGUCGGAGGUGGGCGGUGGGGACGGGCAGAUACAAGGAUGUGUGUUUCUGUAAGGGUACAUAGAAAUGCAGUGUAGUUUUUGUGGAUGUCUCAUACUGAAGACAACAAUGACACCAAAACUAGCGAGACUUAGCCACACAUGGUCGAGGUACAAAUAUCUACAGUCCACCAUUAAUUGUGGAAUUCCCUGGGCAAGCUCUACAUUCAGACACUUGUUACCUGCUAAUGAUUUCCCUGUCUCCAAAGCUUUUAUUUCUCACUCAACAAAUUUAAAAAGCUGGAGUCAACCUCAAGGAUUUGACACAGGGAUUAAAAUUUACCAUCCUGUUGUUAAGGAUAAAGUGCCUCUUGUUCUACGCCAAGAAAGGCUAGUUCAGUGGUAUGCCUGUGGUCCAACAGUCUAUGACAGUUCACAUAUUGGACAUGCAAGUUCAUAUGUACGUCAAGAUAUUAUUCGCAGAAUUAUGGAGGAUUUUUUUCACAUUGAAACCAUCCUCGUCAUGGGAGUGACUGAUAUUGAUGACAAAAUUAUAAAAAAAUCACUUGAGACAGGAGAAGCCAUGUCCAAACUCACCAAGAGGUUUGAAUCAGAAUUCUUUGCCAGCAUGUCAAGCCUAAAUGUGCUAGCUCCAAGCAUGGUAACCAGGGUGACUGAACACAUUGCUCCUAUUAUAAACUUCAUUGCCGCAAUAGAGAAGAAGGGAUUGGCAUAUAGAGUCAGUGAUGGCAGUGUGUAUUUUGAUGUCAAUAAAUACGGCCGCUACGGAGUUUUUUCUAACCAGACUGAUCAGGGAGUGGAGAUCAACUCAGAAAAACACACUAGCCAAGAUUUUGCCUUGUGGAAGGGGAGCAAACCAGGAGAGCCAUGGUGGGAAUCUCCAUGGGGAAAAGGCAGGCCUGGCUGGCAUAUUGAGUGUUCAGCUAUGGCCAGCCAUAUAUUUGGUGCCAACUUUGACCUACAUUCUGGUGGACAGGACUUAAUAUUCCCUCAUCAUGAAAAUGAGCUUGCGCAGUCUUGCGCAUACCACAAUAACACUCAGUGGGUCAAUUACUGGACACAUACAGGUCAUCUAUUUUUAUCUGGUCAAACUGAUAAAAUGUCCAAGUCCCUGAAGAAUGUGAUAUCCAUUCCAGAACUUUUAGAUCAGUACAGCUCUAAUCAGUUCAGAAUGUUGUGUCUGUUGAGUCACUACAGAAAGCAAUUAGAGUUCAGUGAUGAGCGCAUGCAGAAAGCUGUUUCAGUGGUUACUACGUUGAACAGUUUAGUUGAUCGCUGCAAGUUGUAUGUUGAUGGCCAAAUUAACAGCAGACCUUUACCUGAGGCUGAGCUUUAUGAGAAUUUACACAACACUAGGAGACUGGUCCACCAAGCCUUCGCUGAUGACUUCAACACACCACAAGCUUUGGCCCACGUGAUGAGACUGGUCAAGCUGGUCAACCAGUACCUGGGUGGGGAGUCUGAUGCCAAUAGCAGUGUGGGGGAAACUUCUGCACGCUGUAUAGCACCAGUGGUGGCUGUUGAGGUUUUUAUCCGUGGUCUAUUGAAAAAGCUGGGAUUAGAUAUUGGCACUGCUAAGACAGGAAACUUGACAGAAUCCCAGCAACAGUUUUGCCAGGCUGUGGACACAGUGGUGUCAACACGAGCUAAAAUCAGAGAAUUUGCUAGAAAUGACAAAUUUAUGCUGGACGCGGCAGGUGAGCUUGGGAUACCUGAGGAGAAAGCCAAACAGUUGAUGAAAAAGUUGUACAAACCACUGUGGGAGGCCUCGGACAAAAUCAGGGAGGAAAUUUUGAACAGUUCUAAUGUUCAAAUCAAGGAUGAUGCCAACUCUUCUUCCUGGAGUUUUGUGGAUAAUAAAAAAGCAAGGAUCAGCUCCACCGAAACAAAACAAACUUCUGAAGAGACCAAAUUGAAGUCAGAUGUAGCUAAAAAAGACAAGAGUAAAAAAAAGGGAAAAUCACAGAAGCCAAGUUGAUAUGAUAUUUAGAAUUAGCCAAUAAAGAAUUAAUUAUGAA